Messenger RNA from Poeciliopsis prolifica (blackstripe livebearer), 3587 nucleotides. RefSeq lists its product as uncharacterized. Gene Ontology annotation, cellular component: membrane. Lineage: Eukaryota; Metazoa; Chordata; Actinopteri; Cyprinodontiformes; Poeciliidae. The transcript has 2 exons. Bases 115 to 1191 code for a protein of 358 amino acids. The record is from RefSeq and is a predicted model, not a curated record. Gene Ontology annotation, biological process: protein homooligomerization.
UCUCUCGAGACCGACUCGCUGUUCAGAGGAGGUGACCGGGCGGCGGGAGGCUUUCUGAGCGGAAAAUAAGGCGAGAAGAGGAAAACCGAGGCGCCACCGGCAUUCAGUGUGAAGAUGCAGCUUAAGUCUUCUCUACUGUGCCUUCUUUUGUUUCACUUUCCUUUCCUAUUGGCCAAAGGAGGUAGAAGCUCAGGGAAGGGCUUUGGUGGAAGAAAGUCGUCCACAUCCAGCCGAAGUGGCACUAACAGCAACACAUGGUACAAAAGCAAUCAGGGCUCCAAUCCUCAGGGUGGACAGCCAAAACAGCCAAAACAAAGCAACCAGGGAGGAUACCCAGGUGGUUACCCCAGGCAGCAGGGUGGAGGCUACUACAACCCUUAUGCGGGAAUGGGAUCACCAUAUAGCAACAGAGGGUACCCAGGUGGAUACAUCAAUGCCAACCCAAAAAAUAAAAUCUUAAGCCCUCGUUAUGGUGGCAGCUUUGGCUAUGGAGGGUAUGGCUCCAGGGGUGGCUCUCCAUUUUCCCAGUCAGUCCAGGGCAUGGGUUUCUUCCCUAACAGCAACUCCAGAGGGUUUGGGCGCUCAGCAAUGAUAGCAGCUGGUGGAGGAGCUGUGGCGGGGAUGGCCCUGGGUUACGGAUUGGGAAGGUUCCCCCGGCCCGAUUUUAAUUUUCACAACCCCCAACAAGAGCACUACUACAACUACUACAUGUACAGGAAAUAUGGUACCCGUUCAACUGACGCCAACGACUACAGCAGAGAUUAUCGCUUUAAUACUCCUACAAGAAGCUACGACAACUUCAUGGAUGACUGCAUGAAGACAAUUGACCUGUCUGCAGAGAGUGAAAAGCCACCAAGUAAACCAACCAGCAGGACCCCAAGUAGAGAGUCCAUCCCUUUAACAAACAACACGACAAACACCACCACACCUUCAAGUCCAUCGUCACAGGAACCCAGCAGUGCUGAAGAUGAUGAUACAGUCAGCAUAGUAGAGAUUGGCUAUCCGGCACUGAUGGAGCAGCUAAAGGUCAGGAAAUGCUUGGAGCGAUACGUGGAAAAUUCUGAUCAAUACUUAGAGAGACGGAACGGAGGAGCUCAGGCGCUGACGUUGGGCCUGCCCGGGGUUUUAUCUGCAGCCUUUGCUACGACACUGAUGAUAAUUAAUAGCAACAUAAUGAUGUUCCUGCACUGACACUGAUUGCAGGGUACAUCAGCUGAGAUUUUGCCAUCCUCCUCUCUACCUGGAAGAAUAUUAAAGCAUGGUGAAGAAAAAAGCUUUCUUUUUAUUGCAAAAACAAUCUUACCAAGUAUUUGUGUUUACUAUGGGAAGAAAUGUGUUAGUAAAAUAAUCUACCAGUUGAAAUAGUAAUUUUUUUAAAUCUGUAUUAAGGAACAUUGACUUAAAGCAAGCCCCUAUAUCUUGCUGAAGAGUUACCCACCCGCAAGUAAAUUUAGUCUUGUUUCAAAUUUUCUAUAUUUGCACUAGAAACCAUGCAAAAUUACUUGGUAAAAUGUUGUGCUUUUGCAGUAAUAUAGGCUUUCGUCACUUUUUAACCGACAAAGCAUGAAACACCAUGAGACUCUCAUGGUAUGAUAAUGUUACCAAUGCAUAGAUAUUUAUUUCAACUUCUUUUAUAUAGUAAUAUUCUUUCUGCUGUGUCUUUAUGGAGUAACAAGCCUAUGUAGACGCUCUACAGAAUGCCACUCAGAGCUUGAUGACUGGUGAUCCCUUUGUUUCUUUGACUGCCCAGAGUUUCCUGACCAAACUGCCAAAUCUGUCUUUCUUGUGAAUAAGAGUGUUUUCACACCUUAUGGUCCAAGAGACUCGAUUUGAUUGGUGACCAAAAUUGCAACAUUUGUUACACUUUCAUCUGCUCUGUGUCUAAGUAAGUAAACCGUUUGACAAACCUGUUUGCCGCCUCGCCUGAGGUGGCGCUGCACCAAGAACUACUGAAGGGGACAACAUGAAAAACCUCUGAAGAAGACAUGAGUGCAACUUCCUUCUUUACAAAACAGAAACAAAAAUGAAGUUGUUGUUGGGUUUUUCUUUUGUCUUUGGUAAAAGCCCACAAGCUAUUUUUCCCACUAUCACUAGAGUUGUGUAUUUAUUUAGGUUUUAUUUUCCCAGAAUGCACUGUGCUGUAGUUUGUUUCCUGCUUUUGGAACUGUCUCCAGUCUGCUUGGUGAACCGUGCUAGAGUUCACUUCUACUGAACCAAGGCCGAGGUUUGUAGGCAGACUAGAGUCUUCCCCGUCAGAGUUUGAUUGUGCGUUCACACCAACUCACACCAACCGGACUUAGUAGUCAAACUACCUAGACUUUGAUUAGAGUGUCCCUCUAUGAAAAAGCUUGCUAUAUUUAACCAGUGGUCAAAUUUGUGUCAUUCUUCACUUGAAUUUAUGAGCCACACACAAUCAGUCCAGGACCACAAUUGACCCUGAGCCACAAUUUGGACACCUCUGGGUUAGAGCUUCCUGAAUCUUCCCAAUUUGGGAACCUACUGCUUGCUAUAGAUGAAUCUGAUUAUGAAGUAAAUGUGCAAAGUUUUAGCUUUAAGAGAAAAAUCCAUAGUGAAUUAUGGCUCACAAAGAAGAUUCAAAUACACCAUAGCUGUUAUAUUCUGUUAAAUAAUAAAUUAUAGAAUAGAAUAUAUUACAAAAACAAUAUAUUCUUUCACAGCUUUUUAAUUUGGUUUUAACAAUUGACUGUAAAGUUUUAUUUAAAAGUUGCUUCAUUUUGGGACCAAGGCUGAAAUAGUUAUAAAUGUCUUGCACCAUUAAAAUACCCAUGUUGUCUUUCUCUUUGGAUAAUGAAAACAAUUUGUACUUUGUUUUUUAUUUUUGUAAACCUAAAUUGAUUCAGGGCAAAAUUCACCAUAUCAGUUUAGUAUUUUGAGAGUUUUUAAAUGUAGCUGCCUAUGACUUUCAGGGUUUUAUAUAUCAGGAUUUGCUUCAGAUCAUUACAAAAAUGUCUUUAUCAAGGAGAAUUAGUUUUAAUACGUUUCUGAUUAUCACCUGUUUACAUCUUGUAGUGUCCAACAUGGCAACAAUAACCUGUGAUUGGUGGUUUAUUGGGCUUUUUUUAAAAAAUUUAAGUCUGAAUGUUUUUUAUCAUUAUUGAAACUGAUCAUCUCAAUUUAUUCAGUAACAGGAAAUAAGCCUUAAUAUCAGCUUGUUUUCUGUUUUUUACAUAACUUGUUGGAAAAAACAAAAUCCAAUGAAACUAAUAAUAAGAAUGUACCUUUUGCUCAUUGUUUUGAAUGUGAAUGCAUCUUCAUUCAUGACCAAAUGUUUGUUUUGUGCGAAGUGUCAGAAAUGUAAACAUUUUAUGUCUGUGCUGAUUUUAAAUGGUUUGGUAAAUGUAUUUGUUGUCAAUGCUAUGAUAAAAACAAUGCAGCGAAAGCCAUAAUUUCAGUUUCAAAGGAGUAAAUUCAGACUCUCUUUAACACAUCAGGCCAUAUCCUGUGGCCACUGGAGGGCGCUGCCACACAGAAACAUUUAAUGUAAACAUUUUCUUACUCCGCUGAUAAAAUGUCCUGCUGUCAGUGUUUGUCUUCUCUAAUAAACUCAACUUUUAGUGAUUCCCCGA